GCAGGACCAGAUCAAUUUCUACCAUUCUCGCCAACACUCGGUCGGUUCUCUCUGUUGUACGCUAAGGAAUUCCGUUUUGUUGCCGUUCUCUCUUUGCUCCUCCCCACCGUUAUCAUAAAAACAUAAUUUUCAUUUUAUAGCGUUCGGUUUUGUAUGGCAGGAACGCCGUCCUGCAACAUUAUUCGUAAUUUUACCGAGCCCAUAACGGCGGAAUUCCAACGCGACUUCGUCGGGUCGAUGUCUUCCUCGAAAUGUUGUUUUUAUUAUUAUUAUUGUCAUAAUAUAGCAGGAGUAGCACCAAGUGUUAUUUUGUAGUUUUUUUCUACUAAAAAACUGUGUUUUUUCCGGUAGUUUUAUGGAUUUUUUGUGCUAAUUUUUUUUUAGACAACUAUCAUGGCUUUAAACCAUAAAAUCCAGAAACACAAACGAGUUGGUUCCACCGGCACUACAGGGGAUGAAUCCUAUUCGUCAGACGAAGAAGACAACGUGGAUCUGGAAAACGGUGACGUCACUCUAAGGAACCAAAUGGGAAGACACGGGUAUAGUGAUAGAGCUGGUUACGCUUACUCGGCUGUGAACACGAUUACCGAAAAGGCGUUAAUGUCUGAUAGGAACAGUUCGGAUAGUUCGAUGUAUAGUGAUCUGGAUUUGGAGAAAUGCGAUUUGGAGGUGAUCUCGGCUUUCGAUAUAAAAGAUGAUAGUGAUAAUAAGAGCGCUGCCAGUGGGAGUGAUCAAAUUGAUUGGUCUGGAUCCGUGGUGUCUUGUAAGGAUCAUAUUGUCCUUGGUUUGCAGGAUGAACUAAAACAAGUGCACCGACAAUUAAAAGUCAAAGACGAAGAACUGGCGAGAGUUAACAGGAUCAGGCAGGACGUAGAAGCCGAACUGGAAGAUCUCACCGCAAGCCUGUUUCAGGAGGCCCACAAUAUGGUUCGAGAGGCGAACGAAAAACAGGCUGCAGCCGAAAAAGCCCUAAAAGAAAGUCAAAUGAAGGUCGAUGUGUUGACUGCGGAAGUAGCGGCACUGAAGACGUUGGUUUUGACGUCGACACCCAGCAGUCCGAAUCCGCAUUUGCAUCCUCAGAUUUCGAAGGACGAAACGGGUGUGGCAAUAUUUAACAAAAAACACAGAAGAUCCCCGUCGCAUUAUAACCUGCGGUACGGGCGGGAAAACUCACCCCCGGACUCCCCUAUAAAGGAGUCAUCCGGAAUCGCGAUUUCCACGGUAGAAAUCGAUUGUAAAGACGAACAAGAGGUUGAUCCAGUGUUCCACAAAGAAUUCCUGACCUGGCGUAAAGAUCCAGUUUUAAGUAAAACCAACACGUUUAUCCAGAGGAUCUAUCGCGAAGACAUCACCAUGUGCCUGGAGUUUAGCAACAAAGACUUAAUGGAGAAACUGUUGAUAUCCGUGGAGGACGGUUCUGUUCUUGUCGAGGCUGUGGGGGAUAAAACUAAGGCGAUAUUUCCCAAGACUUGUGCUCUCUUGCAAGUGCCACGCCUAUGUUUUUAUCGUAUGAGGGUCGGCGAGGACGACACCUGGUAUACUAUAUCGCAAAUAUGUAGGAAUAGGAUAAUUGCUGUCUGUGAUUUUUUAAAUUAUUUGAAGUAUAUUCAGCGGGGGUUGGUUAAGAGUUCUGCUCACGACGUUUAUUGGCAAAUCAUCAAACUCCGCAAGAACAUGUCACUUGCUCGACUAGGAUUAGAACUUACCAGUUAAUAUUUCUAACUUAAGGCGCUUGGCUUUUAAUAGAAAAUGCACCACCCCUGUAUAUACCAUGUACGGGGCGUCCCAAAAAUCCAUCGUUUAUUUAAAUACAGAAUUUUGCUAUUUUCUGGGACACUCUUUAUUCGUUUUUUAAGCUUUUGUUAACUAUUGUGCCAAAAUAUAAAAAUUAGCUACAAUAUUUUGUUAAAAUAAAUUAUGUAAAAAUUAAUGCCAAAGAUAUUACGUAGUAAAAAAAAACGAUAUUUUUUAAAUAUUUUAUGUGUAUGAGUUGUAUAUAUUUGAUAUUUUAUUGCAUAAUAUUUUAGUUUAUAUUUUUUUUAUAUAAAACUGUUAUUGUUAUAUUAAUCUCAGUUAUGUAAAGAAGCGAACUAUUAGUAUAUAAUUUAGCCGAUAAGGUUAAUAAAGGUCAUUACUAUGAUGAAAUUUCGU
Molecule: messenger RNA, 2151 nt
Organism: Anthonomus grandis grandis
Lineage: Eukaryota; Metazoa; Arthropoda; Insecta; Coleoptera; Curculionidae
Product: guanine nucleotide exchange factor for Rab-3A-like
Exons: 10
Coding region: 394-1713 (439 amino acids)
Biological process (GO): exocytosis
Cellular component (GO): Golgi to plasma membrane transport vesicle
Molecular function (GO): guanyl-nucleotide exchange factor activity
Source: RefSeq, a predicted model, not a curated record